Messenger RNA from Diprion similis, 1280 nucleotides. It is a transcript of the gene Lfg, whose product is annotated as protein lifeguard 1-like. Gene Ontology annotation, cellular component: membrane. The transcript has 6 exons. The coding region runs from base 158 to 1144 and encodes 328 amino acids. NCBI's taxonomy places the organism in Eukaryota, Metazoa, Arthropoda, Insecta, Hymenoptera, Diprionidae. The record is from RefSeq and is a predicted model, not a curated record.
UGUAGUCAACAUCACACGCAAUUUACGUUGGGCACGUCAUACUUGUACGCUUGUGUAGUGGAAAAGUGUGUCAUUUUCUACGCUUCGUAUUCGCAACUGAUACCAGUGCAUUGAUCACGAAAAUAAAUAGUACAAGCGGCUAUAAGAGUUCGAUACGAUGACAACGUGGCAGCAGACACCUGGGACUGGAUACUAUCCAGGACAACAAGGACCAAAUACUGGAUAUCCACCUCAAAAUCCUGGAUAUCCUCCUAAUCCAGGAUACCCACCACCACAAGACGGCUAUAAUCCAGGAUAUCCACCUGCAUAUCCAGGAGGAAACCCACCAGCUGCCGGUUUUGUACCACCAAUGAAUCCACCGUACGGUCAAGUACCACCAAAUUCGGGGACACCGUUUACCCCACCACCCCAGCAGGCUGGUAUGUACGGUACAAGUUAUGCUGAAGACCCCAUGCAGGAUGAAAUCAAAGGAUUUGAUUUCAGCGAACAAUCCAUAAGACGUGGUUUCAUUAGAAAAGUAUAUGCAAUAUUAAUGGUCCAACUUCUCAUCACCGUUGGAUUUAUCGCUCUGUUCCUUUUCCAUCCUGGUACUAAACGCUGGUUCUACCAACACUCAUAUGUAUUCUAUAUAGCGUUAAUUGCAACAUUUGUCUUACUAAUUGCAAUGAGUUGCUGUUCAAACUUGAGACGCCAGGCUCCAAUGAACUACGUAUUCCUACUUUUGUUCACUAUUGCUGAGGGAGUAGUUUUGGGUGCUGCAUCAUCCACAUACCAAGCUGACGCGGUUUUGAUGGCAGCCGGUAUAACAGCAAUCGUGUGUUUUGCAUUAACAAUCUUUGCAUUCCAAACAAAAUGGGAUUUCACCUUACUCAACGGAGUUCUCUUCGUUGCCGUAAUAAUUCUAUUCGUAUUUGGUAUAGCUGCAAUCUUCAUCAAAAGCAAAAUCGUCACUCUAAUUUACGCCUCAUUAGGCGCGCUUAUAUUCUCUGUGUAUCUUGUUGUUGAUACGCAGAUGAUGAUGGGUGGCAAACACAAGUACUCGAUUUCCCCCGAGGAAUAUAUUUUCGCUGCUCUGAACCUGUAUCUUGACAUUGUUAACAUCUUUAUUUACAUUCUAACGAUCAUAGGCGCUUCUCGUGAUUAGUUUAAGAUAACACGAUUCAUAAUAUUUGCAAAUUCAGAUUUCAACUUAAAGAGAGCUAACAAUACUUUGAUAAUAAAUCGCGUUUUGAUAACUGCAGCAAUGUGUUAUGCACAUAACAAAUAUUGUGUAUUUUUAU